Messenger RNA from Malassezia japonica, 639 nucleotides. Its product is annotated as Nitrogen permease regulator 2. The transcript has 3 exons. NCBI's taxonomy places the organism in Eukaryota, Fungi, Basidiomycota, Malasseziomycetes, Malasseziales, Malasseziaceae. The record is from RefSeq and is a predicted model, not a curated record. Gene Ontology annotation, cellular component: nucleus. The coding region runs from base 1 to 639 and encodes 212 amino acids. Gene Ontology annotation, molecular function: protein N-terminal-serine acetyltransferase activity; histone H2A acetyltransferase activity; histone H4 acetyltransferase activity.
AUGUCGCGCGAAAUGCACUCAAGUGAUGUGCGCGUGUUGGUUGCCAGUGCGCCGGAGCUUUCCUCUGCGAUGAAAGACCAGAUUUAUGCUCUCCUCGAAAGCAAUAUGCGCGCCAUGUACGAGACGUACUCGGAGUGGAACGCUGUCGAGAAGCGCACUGAGCUGGAAGACCCCGUCUCGCGUUUUUUGCUCGUAGUCCCCAAGUCCUACGAUGCGCGGACGACGCGCCGGACAACACGGCACAGCGCCACAACUGUACCUCCCCUGCUUGGAUACGUCAUGUGGCGGUACGAGACGUACGACGCGCUAGCGCACGACUCUGUCGCGGUGCCCGGCGAAGACCAAAUGGAGGUCGCUUACUGCUAUGAACUGCAGGUGGCUGCCUCCUAUCGCCGGCUCAAGCUUGGGUCAUGGCUUUUGUGCCUGCUUGAGGCUGUGGCAUGGCAAGCAGGCAUGCGCAAAGUCAUGUUGACAGUCUUUAAGCAAAAUGUCGACGCGCGUGCAUUUUAUACCAAAUGUUCCUACCGCCUGGACGCCACUUCCCCCACUGACGACCCCAGCGAUGAGUACCGCUGUGUGAUCAUGAGCAAGGCGUCCCCCACGCUCCUUUCGCAGCAACGAGUGGCAGCGCCACACUAG